AUGACGAUCAUUUCCAAGCCUGGCAUCUACAUCCGUCAGUUCCGUGACGAGGACCUACUUGAAGUCGCCGACAUUUUCGAGUAUGGUAUGAUGCUGUACUCCAAAAACGACCCGGUCUCCAAUUCUCGCUGGGCGGACUACGUGCAUAAGAGCCUCAAGACCGACCUCGCCGAUAUCGAAGGCACGUACAUGAAGCCUGGCGGCAACUUUUGGGUCGCGACGGUGGAAGACAACAACGGAGAAAGAAAGGUCGCCGGUAUGAUCGCUUUGGAGCCCAAAGGCAAUGGACAUGGCGAAGUUCGACGUGUUUCGGUGCAUCCUGGCUACCAACGCAUGGGUAUUGGCCGCAAGUUGAUGACACAUUUACUGCAGUGGGCAAUGACACACCACUUCAAGACUCUGACACUCAUGGCAUCGUACACGGAGAAGACGUCUGCCGUGAAGUUUUACACUUCGUUUGGCUUCGAAUUCGGUGAAACCUUUAUGCUUUGGGAGAACCCUUCUCACGAGGCUUUCUGGAUGACGAAGGUCCUGCCGUAG
Molecule: messenger RNA, 540 nt
Organism: Phytophthora nicotianae INRA-310
Lineage: Eukaryota; Oomycota; Peronosporomycetes; Peronosporales; Peronosporaceae
Exons: 1
Coding region: 1-540 (179 amino acids)
Molecular function (GO): N-acetyltransferase activity
Source: RefSeq, a predicted model, not a curated record